UUCUCUUCUCCUUCGCCGUUUUAUUUCACUUCUCGGCUCACUCUUUCGCUACAUGCUACGGUGCUACCUUUGGGACCUGUAAAUGGAGAGGAAUCCUUCGCCGGCGUCUGAUGAUCUACGUGAGUUAGCGCCUGAGGGUGGUUCAACUCCGGCGGAGCUGCGGUUUGAGUGCGGCAGCGUUGGGAACGGUGAAGAGUGUCGGGAGGACGCCAAUGGGCGCGAGGGAAUACCGGAUCCUAGGGUUUCUCUGCUCGCGGGAGCGAACGAAGCGAGGUACAAGUCGAUGUCGCCGGCUCGGCUCCCAAUCGCGCGAGCUCCGUGCCUCACGAUACCCCCUGGGCUUAGCCCCUCCGCGCUGCUUGGACCCCCUGUCCUCCUCCCCGAUGUGAAGGGCCCUUUUGGUUUAAUCCAAGAAAAACAGCAACCUUGCAUCCAAAGCCAAUGUCAAUCUCAAGGCCAGAACAAACUUACCGAUAAUUAUGAAUUGGCUCCACCUGUACCACCUACAGUUUCAUCAGUUGAAGCAUCACCUGUGAGAGCUAGUCUACCACCUGGAGAACUUUCCAAUGAGUUGCAACAGACAGAACAUUCAGAGAAUAGAACACAGAUGACUCAAUCUGAUUGUAGAGAAUCUAACCAAUUUAAUAAACUUGAAAAUUCUGCAGAAGAUGGUUAUAAUUGGCGAAAAUAUGGACAGAAACAUGUUAAAGGGAGUGAAUUUCCUCGGAGUUAUUACAAAUGCACACACCCUAAUUGUGAAAUGAAGAGGCAAAUAGAGCGGUCUCAUGAUGGGCAAAUUGCUGGAAUCAUCUAUAAAGGUUGCCAUGAUCAUCCUAAGCCACCACCUAAUCGUCGUAUGCCUGUUGGUGCAACUUUCACCAGCGAAGAUGAGGAACAAACUGAUAAUCUAUCUUCUUUUAUCAGUGCAGAAAAUGAGUCAGAAAUGGCACCCAGCAAAUCUCAUCAGGUUGGUCCCAAUUUUUCUACCGAGUUGUCUCCUGCCUCAAUCAGAGAGUAUGAUGCUGAAACUGGUGGUGAUCAACUCAAUAAUGCUGAUGAGUUUGUUGGAGAUGACAGUAUGGAGUCAAAGCGCAGAAAAAUGGAAAUAGCUGUUAAUGAUGCUGCUUCACUUGGCAAAAUGAACCAUGAGCCACGUGUUGUUGUCCAAACUGUGAGUGAAAUUGAUAUCUUGGAUGACGGGUAUCGCUGGCGAAAAUAUGGCCAGAAAAUAGUCAAAGGGAAUCCUAACCCCAGGAGUUACUACAAGUGCACAUCAGUUGGUUGCCCUGUUAGGAAACAUGUUGAGAGAGCAUCACAUGAUCCGAAGGCUGUGAUUACGACAUAUGAAGGAAAGCAUAAUCAUGACGUGCCCGCCAUAAAACCUACCAGCAAUGAAGCAUCCUCUUCGCAUGUUACAAAUGGAGCCUGUCUUCUGACCAUGCCCAGUUCAGCAUUUCUUAAAGGUUUCACAAGACCCUUUCCUCUUCCAUCUGCAGACAUGAAGAGUGACACAAUUAGCCUGGACCUUGGUGUUAGUAUCAGCCCUAAUCGAAGUAACCUCUCAUAUGAAACUCGCACUAAGGAAACAGAUCAGAUUCAGCACCAUCAGUCUGAAUCAGGAGCUAUCGGAGGGCCUGCAAUUCGAGCAACCUCUCAGUCGAACACUAAUGGAAUUUCAUACGCAAGAAUCUACGAAUCUGGAGAAGGAUUUGCAGUUAGAACAGCCCCUCUAAAUGCUUCAUCUGAGAUGCAUUAUUCAGCCCCAAGGAACACAGUGAUGGGUCCAUGAGAACUGACUUGCAACUCAUAAUGUUAAUACUAAUAAAUAAUGGAUGACCUUCAGAGUGAUUCAGGUUUCACCAUUUCAUUUGCUUCAAGUCAUCACUUUGCUAUUUUUUGCAAAUAUUUGAUCGAUCCAUUUUCUUAGCAGUAGCAAAGUUUUGCUCAGAGAAUGACAUGAGUUGGGAAACGGUUUAUUUGAUAAAAUUAAAAUUACGUGUGGCAUUCAAAUGAUUUUUUUUUUGUUCUUUUCUUAUUUCCUUUGAGAACAUAUGCUGUUAAGUAUAUAUACUAGCCUUCGCCUGGAUAGGUGCGGCUCGUUUACC
Molecule: messenger RNA, 2105 nt
Organism: Zingiber officinale
Lineage: Eukaryota; Viridiplantae; Streptophyta; Magnoliopsida; Zingiberales; Zingiberaceae
Product: WRKY transcription factor SUSIBA2-like
Exons: 5
Coding region: 83-1789 (568 amino acids)
Biological process (GO): regulation of DNA-templated transcription
Molecular function (GO): DNA-binding transcription factor activity; sequence-specific DNA binding
Source: RefSeq, a predicted model, not a curated record